This is a messenger RNA of Notolabrus celidotus (New Zealand spotty), 5064 nucleotides long. RefSeq names its product extended synaptotagmin-like protein 1a (gene esyt1a). Lineage: Eukaryota; Metazoa; Chordata; Actinopteri; Labriformes; Labridae. Bases 750 to 3998 code for a protein of 1082 amino acids. Gene Ontology annotation, biological process: lipid transport. The transcript is spliced from 31 exons. The record is from RefSeq and is a predicted model, not a curated record. Gene Ontology annotation, molecular function: lipid binding.
ACCUGCGUUUUUCCUCUAGUGCGUAAACUCUGCGUUCGUGACAUUUUGCGCCUGCUGCUGGUGGUGUGUCACGACUCAGUCUCGGGUUCCCCCCUUAUACAAAGUGAACACUAGGGUAGCUCAUGAAUGCAACUUGAUGAAGCAGCAAUACACUUUUCUGUGAAUGGACCUGUUGGCGGUAUCAGGCUCGGUAGUGAAAGUGCUGCAGUGGAGAGGAGCGCGUGCGCAGUGACAGGAUUAAAUCCGGUUAUAUAAAGAAGAUAACGGGAUGAGCAGCCUGUGCAUUAUGGCAGUAUUGUUUCAAGGUGCUCAUUUAGUUAACAAGAUGCUACCCUAAUACAACAGCUCCUUUUGUGUCUGAGGUUUUAAGUAAACGCUAUUUCACUUUGCAUAUGGACUGUCGAACGCUCCGCCCGAGGCAGUGCAUGACGCUACAAGUUAAUUCUGGGGUUUAUGUUUCUUCAUGUGAAGGAGGGCUUGAGCGAGAGCCCGCCCUCACAGGUUUUGGUAUUUGCUUGCCUUGCUCAGUGAGAGAGGCUUUACACGCAAAUGAAACACGGAAUAGCCGAUUUUAGUGCCCUGCGGAACUGCGCGAAGGGAAGCAGCAAAAAUGAUCUAACCGAGCUAAACACGCAGUUUGUGGAGGAUUUCUCGAUGGUUUCCUCCAAUAACCUGGUGGUGAGUCGUCACUGACGCUUGCCACGCAGCAAGAGAAACACAGAAGGUCCUGAAACCAAGCGGUUCUUGCGAUGCCACCCUCGGAUGCAGAGCCGGGCAUGAGCGGAGGCACGUCGGUUGCAGCCCCGGCCUUACUUAUCCAUUCACCCGGUGAACGCGCAGUGAGUGUGCUGUGGUCUUUCGGAAAAUGCCUGGGUGCUCUCCUACCAGUGUACCUGGCCGGGUAUUACGGCUUCAGCAUCAGCGUGGUCCUGUUCGGGCUGAUGAUCUACAUGGGAUGGAAACACAGUCGACUGGAGAAAGUGAUGAGGCUGAAAUCUGCCAUGUAUCUAUUGGAGAACGAGAGGGCAUUCACAACUGAGAAGGUUUUUAGGACCAAACGGGAUUUGCCUCCAUGGGUCAACUUUCCUGAUGUGGAAAAAGUGGAGUGGCUGAACAAGAUCUUGCAGCAGGCUUGGCCCUUCAUAGGCCAGUACCUGGAGAAGCUGCUGGUGGAAACCAUCGCUCCUGCCAUCCGCACCUCCAGCAUUCAUCUUCAGACCCUCAGCUUCACCAAGAUCAACAUUGGAGACAAGGCUCUGAAGGUGGUUGGUGUGAAGGCUCACACAGAACACGAUAAGAGACAAGUGAUGUUGGAUUUGUACCUCAGUUAUGCAGGUGACGUUGAGAUCAAUGUAGAAAUCAAAAAGUACUUUUGCAAAGCUGGAGUGAAAGGAAUACAGCUUCAUGGGAAGCUGCGCGUGAUCCUGGAGCCCCUGAUUGGAGACGUUCCACUAAUUGGAGCAAUCACAAUGUUUUUCAUCCGCAGGCCUAAACUAGACAUCAACUGGACUGGGCUGACCAACCUGUUGGAUAUCCCAGGACUCAAUGCCAUGUCGGACACUAUGAUAAUGGAUGCAAUAGCCUCCCACCUGGUGCUCCCCAACCGUCUCACUGUUCCCCUGGUGGCCGACCUGCACGUUGCGCAGCUCCGCUCCCCUCUCCCAAGGGGCGUUGUGCGUAUCCACCUGCUGGAGGCUGAGGACCUGACUGCCAAGGAUACCGUCAUCAAAGGUUUAAUCGAUGGAAAGUCAGACCCUUACGCAGUCCUCCGUGUUGGAACUCAGAUCUUCACAUCUCAUCACGUGGACAGCAACCUGAACCCACAGUGGAGGGAGAUGUACGAGGUGAUUGUCCAUGAAGUACCUGGUCAGGAGUUGGAGGUGGAGGUGUUUGACAAAGACCCAGACCAGGAUGACUUCCUGGGCAGGGUAAAGGUGGAUCUUGAUAUUGUUAAGAAGGCCAGAGUUGUGGACGACUGGUUUAAUCUGAAGGACGUCACAUCUGGCAGUGUCCACCUCCGGCUGGAGUGGCUCUCUCUGCUGUCCUCUGCUGACAGACUGAGUGAGGUGAUCCAGAAGAACCAGAACUUGACCACUAAAACAGCUGAUCCUCCUUCUGCCGCCAUCCUAGCCAUCUACCUUGAUCAAGCUCAUGCUCUGCCUAUGAGAAAAGGCAACAAGGACCCGAGCCCAAUGGUGCAGAUUUCCAUCCAGGAUGCCACUAAGGAGAGCAAGACCUGCUACGGUACCAACCAACCUGUGUGGGAGGAUGCCUUCACCUUCUUUAUUCAGGAUCCUCGUAAACAAGACAUUGACAUUCAGGUGAAAGAUGAUGACCGUGCUCUUUCCCUGGGCAGUCUGUCCAUCCCUCUGACCCGGAUUCUGGCGACACCUGAGCUCACCAUGGACCAGUGGUUCCAGCUGGAAAAUUCUGGUUCUGCCAGCCGCAUCUACGUCAAAAUUGUGCUUCGGGUUUUGUGGCUAAGUGAUGAUGCAACUCCUACAACUCCCUCCCCUCGUCCCUUACCAUCUGGGUCUGGCACGGGUCAGGGGGGAAUCACAUCAGAGCUGAACCCUAUGGGACCUGGUGGGCUAGCUAAACCUCCGCCAGCACGACCACAACAUACCACGCCCGACCCUGAGUUUGCAACUGAGGGAGUUCUGCGAAUCCAUCUGGUGGAGGCCCAAAACCUGAUAGCGAAGGACAACUUCAUGGGGGGCAUGGUGAAGGGAAAGAGUGACCCGUAUGUCAAGAUCCGUGUGGCUGGUAUCACUUAUCGUAGUCACACCAUCAAAGAGAACCUCAACCCGGUCUGGAAUGAACUCUACGAGGUUAUUUUGACUCAGCUUCCUGGUCAGGAGAUCCAAUUUGAACUCUUUGAUAAGGACAUUGAUCAGGAUGACUUCCUGGGAAGGUUCAAGCUCAACUUGCGUGAUAUCAUCAGUGGACAGUUCAUCGAUACGUGGUACACUCUGAAUGAUGUGAAGUCAGGCCGUGUUCACCUGGUGCUAGAGUGGCUGCCCAGAGUCUCUGACCUACCCAGACUGGAGCAGAUCCUGCAGUACCAGAGCCAGCUGUCAUACCAGAACAAGGUUGUGCCAUCUGUGGCUGUGCUGUUUGUGUAUGUGGAGCGUGCCCAUGGUCUGCCGUUGAAGAAGAGCGGAAAGGAGCCUAAAGUUGGAGCCGACAUUAACCUCAAAGGUGUUUCUCACAGAACCAAGGUUUGUGAGCGCUCCACAUCACCUCGAUGGGACGAAGCCUUCCACUUUUUGGUUCGUGACCCAAGAGAUGAAACCCUCACGGUGAAGCUCUCACACAGCUGGGGUCAGGUCCUGGGGUCCCUGACUCUUCCUCUCAGAGAGUUGCUGGUUGAGCAGGGCUUGGUGCUAGAUCGCUGGCUUAAUCUGGAUGGAGCACUGCCAGAAAGUCAGAUACUACUGAGAGUAACACUCAAGAUCUUGGACACUCAGCAGGCAGUAUGUCGUAGGCCUCCGGGGGAAGCAGGUAGCGAGCCUGUUGUUGGUGAAUUCAUUCCCAGAUGGGUCCCUUCCCAUCUAGACAUCAAACAGAGAAGUGGUUUCACCAUAUCUUCUGAUAACCCAAGCUCAACAGGACAGGUGAAGCUAACCAUUGGCUACUCAAUGGAAGAGGGCAGGCUUUUCAUCACUGUGCAUGGCUGCAGAGCCCUUGCUGCCUGCUCCAAAGACGGUGCAGACCCGUAUAUUACCUUCAUACUGCUGCCUGACAAGAAGGCAACGACCAAGAGGAGAACUGCCACCAAGAAGAGAGACCUCAACCCAGAAUUCAAUGAGCGGUUUGACUUUGAUUUCUCUCUGGAGGAGUCCAUUCAAAGGAGACUGGACCUGUCUGUGAAGAACAGCGUCUCCUUUAUGAGCAGAGAGAGGGAGCUCAUAGGCAAGUUGCAGCUGGACCUGGACCAAAUUGACCUCAAGGCUGGUGUCACACAAUGGUACGAUUUGGUGCCAGAGACCAACUAGAAGAAUCAACUGUUGGUCUUAAGUACUAUAUUACAAUAAGUGUUGCUUCUGUGAUCUGUGAUUUGUGUGUUUGUAUAUUUAGCUUAAAUUCGAAUUUCCAUCACUGAAGAAAACCAUUAUGACAUACCAGCUACACAAAAUCAGUCCAUCAGUAUUUAUGAAUAGAAACUUGACACGUAGCUAAUCAUUCGUAAUGUGUUUCUGUGCUGAUUCCUGCUGUCUCAGACAGAUCUUCAGUAGAAAAUUUUGGCUGAAUAGAUAUUUGAUAAUAAUGCAACUAUGUUGCAAAAAAUACCAAGUUUAUAAAUGUUAAAGCAUGUUGAAGUCCUCUUUGAAUUCUAUUUACAAAAGGGCUUAUGCUGUGUUUAAUAUCUCAAUGUGACAAUGUUUUAUGGAUUCAUAUCAUCCAACACCUGAAAAAGAUUGUUAUUAAUUUUAUUUUUACAAUCUUCAAAUUAUUCCAGAUAUUGCUUUUUUAAAUAUAUGUUUAUAAUAUUGCCUUAAGUAUUACAAAACUGUGCACAGAUUGUCAGUGUUUUUGAAUUAUGUUCCAAAUGAAGUUUUAUAUGUUUUAACCAGAGCUCUCUUAAAGUUGCUUUUAUAAAUCAAAGUAUUAUAAACCUAGACCCUCACAUUACAUCUGAAAACAGAGGUAUGACACUGUAAGCAGAGUCUGAAUCACUGUGCUUUUAUGAAGAGAUAACUUUGUAUAUACUGAAAACACAUUACUGGUGUUGUUAUGCACAUUUUUGCCUGUAUUUGUAUGUGUUUGUAGCGCGAAAUGCAAGAGGCUGAACCUAUCAGCUAAAUUUAUUUUUCAAGCAAAAUAGUCAGGGCCUUAUGAGAAGCAAGUUAAUAGUGUAUACCAACGGUGAGACAGGUUCAGGUUGUACCAGCACAGUUGCCUUACUACAAAUGGUUUUACACUAAUUUGUCGUAGAGGAAAGAUAAUGGUGUUUAGGUGUUGAAAGUGAAGAUGAAAACUGCUGAGCUUUAACAUUCUUUAAACAUAUCAUCACUUAUCGGCUGAAGUUGCUCAUUAAAGUUUGCACUCUCAUGAAUCAAA